AUGAAUUUGAGCUUGCUGAAUGGGGAAGCGAACGCAGGAGGGGACGCAGCGGAGGUGGACGAGGAGGACGAUUUGGGGCUGGAAGCAGGUGUUGACAACAUACGAAGGAAAAAUCUGGCCAAGUUAAUCAGCUUGGAUAGGGGUGUAGGGCUAGCCCAAUUUAAAAGGUUUACUCAAUUGAAGACGUUAGGGAGGUCAGGGGGUGCUGCAUAUGAAGCGGCGUGCCAGGUGGAAGGGGACACGCAAGAGGGAGAGGCGCAACCAGCAUGCCCAGGGGACACGCAAGAGAGAGAGGCGCAACCAGCAUGCCAAGGGGACACGCAAGAGGGAGAGGCGAAUCCAGCAUGCCAAGGGGACACGCAAGAGGGAGAGGCGAAUCCAACAUGCCAAGGGGACCCCCUCGAUGAUUAUCCCCCAUAUAAGAAGCCCGGUAGCACCUACCUGAGAAAAAACAACGGAAAAACAAGCUCGAAAGGAACGGAAAAGUGUGACGGGAGUCCAAAGGUGAAACGAAAAUUUGGCGCGCUCCUAGAAAUGAUAGGCAAGAAAAAAGGCACCAUAAAUUAUGAUGACCACAAAAAAGGGGAGGCCGGAAGUUGCCAAUCAGGGAGGAAGGAAUGUCUAUACAAGUGUGAAAAUCGUGGGGGAAGUUUGAAGGAGGCGCGAGGUGGGCCAGCCAGAAAGGAAAGGAGAGAAGCGCAAGACGGGGCAGGUGCGAAAAGAGCAGAACGGGCAGAUUUGGAACAUGGAGAAGAGUGCAAAAGGUGCAAAAAGUGUGAAGAGUGCAAAAAGUGCCAAACGUGUGAAGGGUGCCAGACGUGCGGUGAAUGGGAAGAGGUGAAGGGGCUCGCCGCUAGCGAAGCAGAGCGUGUCCACCACUCCCAUCGCGCUUUCCGUGGGGAGAGGAACAUCGCGCCGUGCCUAGAGAACAUAAAACAACUGCUGCACCUGUGCGAUGAGCAAAUGAAGGACCUGGUGCACAUCUCCAACUUUGAGAUAGACCUAGACAUUAACUCAUUUUACUAUAAUUUUGUUAAAGAAAAUAGCGAGAGCUCUAUAUCCACAUACAACAUAAAUCACAGUAAAAAUAUUUUCGACGUAAAGCAAUUCAAAAAAUAUUUAAAUGAAAAAAUAACAACGUAUAAGCAGACCUAUUCUCUCAAUUGGGGAACAUAUGUAUGCAACAUUUCUGUUCAAGAGAGCUGCUAUUUUUAUUAUGAUCGAUUUGGGGAAUCUACCUCUUCGAUAUACUCCUCUGCUGCAUCCCGCGAUGGUGCCUUCCUCAGGGGGGGAAAGAGCAACCGUGAGAAUACUCCCCUGGGGAGAAGUCACCACACGAGGUUUAAUGCAACUCAAAGUAGCAAUGUCUGCCAUGAGAAGACCAACAUUUAUGGGUGCACAGAGUUGAACGGAGAACUGAGGGAUAACCAUGUAAUGGAAAAGCUGCACAGAUUAUACUACCCAAGUGGGGGAUGUCCAAAUAAAGAAGGAUUGAAGGACACCCCUGUAGAUAAUGCAAAGUUGGAGUCGAAAUGGACAUGGGAAGGUCCUACUGCGAAUAUGGAGGAACAUCCCCUCGUGAGUAACCACACGGAUGUUCAUCAAAAUGGUAAAGUUGCUCUAUGCAGAAGGGAAACAGAAAAGGCAAACAUCAUAGAUGAUGUGAAUAGGGACCUGAUUUUGCACAAAAUUGCAGAUGGUGAAGAAAAGGAGGAACAGAACACAAAACCGAUGGAGUUACAUUUUGCUAAUAAGUCGAAAAGUAACUCAAAGGUUGAAAACGGACUGAACGUAGAGGACCCCGCAAGUAAGGGUUCCGCCAAGGGGGUCAGCGGUGGAGUGGACGUGGAUAGAAGCAAAAUUGGUGCAUUCAGCACGAUGAAUGGAGCCUUUGCGGAUGACCAUACCCCCCCCAUGCUCUUUGAAGAGACAAAAACGGGCCCCCCAAGCGAUGUCGCAAUCUUCCUUUCCGACCAGUCAUGUGAUUACCAAAACGGUUACGAAUUUGAAGAUAACAAUUUGAGAGGAGGAGGAUGUAUGUUGGAGCCGGGGAGACUACACGAGGUGACGGACGAAAGUGUGAUCAGUGGGGAGAAUGAAAACAUGGGGCAUCGAGGCAGGGGGGAAGCAAGUCAAGAAGAGGAACUAAGAAAUGCGUCCACUAUGAGCAGUAGCGAUAUGUGGAACCCAGACCGGGUGAUAGCAACAGGGAGUCAGCAUUGGGAAGGCUCCUUUAAGGGGAAUGGAGUAGGAAGUGAUGACCAAGGGAAUGCUUCUAUGGGGCGAAGGAAGAGCAUCCCAAGACAGCUGCUCGUGAAGUUGAAGAAAAUGUGUGCGGGAAGAGCGACGGUCGGGGUGCUCAAUCGUGGAGUGGAAAAUGCCGAGAGGAGCGACAACUAUUCUGGCCAAAGCAACAGAACGAAGGAACGAAAGGAGGGGGUAGCGAUCGGGGGAACCUCCCUCUGGGAGAAUUGCACCAGGAGAAAUGUACACAGCCAAGGGAAUAGCAGAAGGGAAGAAAAAGACGAAAAAAUAGAAAGUGCUCACUUGGAUCACGCACGAGGAGAUCUAAAUGCUCACAUUCAGAAGGAGAUAAAAAAAGGAAAUCACUUACUGACAAAUGAAUACAUCGAUAGCACCUUUGAUGAAAUAUAUUACAUUCAAAGGAUUAAUGCAGAUAACGAUUCGAUGUUCUUUUUUGCUAGAAUUUAUCAGAUAUAUAUUUUUUCGAAGAAAUGGAAUAGCAACGACAGUGGUGGCAAGGGUUGUGCGAAGUGCACAAAUAAAGGGGGGACCCUCUCUGAUGAGUCCGCGCCGUGCCGCACGAACGUUUCUGUGUAUGUGCUCAUAGUUUUAAAAAAUAGCCUCCUUAAAUAUAUCAUAAAAAAAAAAAUACUUAACGAAAUUAGCAGCCGUGUAGACAAAUGGAAAAAACAUAUCAUCAUAAAAGCUGAGCAUAUUAAGGACGGUUCCGUGCCGUUGUGUAUUCGAAUGAUUGAAAGAAAUGACGAUGUGAUUGAUUACAUCGUUAAAAAUGUAACAUACUUUUUCGAUAAUUAUUUGCGAGAUUUCUUCCACCUCCUUGUUGCACAUGUGAAUGACUUUUUUGGCCUAGGUGAAAAUAGGACUCUGGAAAAUUAUUUUGAACGCUCAAGUAAAAAAUUGUAUCAUUUUGUUCAGAAGAAGAAGGUUCACCUGCGCAACAUGUAUAAUGAUAUUGUACGAAAAAAUGAGGAAAAAAAAAAAAAAACAAGACAAAGCAUCCAACCCAACCAAAAAAAGGACCCAAAAAAGGACCAAAAAAAGUACACAUUUUGCACAUAUCUGUUUAAAAGGAAGAAGGAACAUAAAACGGGUGACUCUCCUCGUAAGGAUGAAUAUUCAUUGCGAAGUUCCAUUUUUGAGCCAGCCUUUUAUUACAUCACCUCAAAUGAAGUGGCACACAAUUACAUCAUUUAUAUGAACCAUAUUUAUUUUAGAAGACUACUUUUGUUGUAUCUUUUCGUUUUUGUAGUUUACUUGGUAGUGAGCAGUUGUACAGUGAUUGCCCUGUAA
Plasmodium cynomolgi strain B is the source of this 3555-nucleotide messenger RNA. RefSeq lists its product as hypothetical. The transcript is spliced from 2 exons. Lineage: Eukaryota; Apicomplexa; Aconoidasida; Haemosporida; Plasmodiidae. Bases 1 to 3555 code for a protein of 1184 amino acids. The record is from RefSeq and is a predicted model, not a curated record.